UCACUCAAUCACUUCGGCCAGCACCAAGGAAAAGGGGAGAAAGAGCUCUGAAAACUCAUCCUCCAUAUCCAAGAACCGAGCUCAAGAAGGAGUAGCCCAAAAGAAGGUGUUUUGAGAAGGAAAAAGCUAGGGGAAAGUGAGAAAAGUGAGAGUUUUGCCGGAGUUGGUCAAAGUUCACCGGAGUUGGUCAAAGUUCCACCGGGAAGCGGAGAACGCGCUUAAGCUCACUCGAGGUGAGGAUGACCGACUAUAUUGCUUAUAAUUAUUGGGUUAAUUUCAUAAGAUUACCUAAAUGAAUUAUAUGUGUUUGGCAUGAUGUAUUUAUAAUAAUAAAAUGCCUAAAUGAGAUUUUUAUUGUUUAUAAGCAAAAAUGCAUAAUAUACAAAUUUAUGAAUAAAUUAUGUAUGAUUAUGUGUUAUGAAUACAAUGGUAUAAUAGUUGUGUAAACUAUAAACUAAAUUGUGAUAAAUAUACUUUUACCUCAUGUAAGGAAGUCAUGGAAGGAUAAAAGUGAUAUUUUGAUAUUAGAGCCAAGUUAUACUUGAAUGUGGAAUUUAAUUGAGAUAUUCAAAUUAUUAUGAACUUAAGUUACAUUUGGAGUAGGCCUUAAGGGUUACUCAAAAUGGAUGGAACCUAGACUAAGAAGUGGUUUAGGGAUUAGUUGACGUGACUAUGACCCGAGCUCUAGCACGUGGUAGCAUGACUAUGAGCCGAGCUCUAGCAAACGUAGGGUGACUAUGAGCCGAGCUCUAGCACAAAUUAGUAUGACUAUGAGCCGAGCUCUAGCAAAUGUAGGGUGACUAUGAGCCGAGCUCUAGCACAAUUUAGUAUGACUAUGAGCCGAGCUCUAGCAAAUGUAGUGUGACUAUGAGCCGAGCUCUAGCACAAUUUAGCAUGACUAUGAGCCGAGCUCUAGCAUGAAGGAACAUGAGUUAAGUACAAAUGAAUAACAUCUUGGAUUGAGGGUCUUGGAAAUUGAAACUUUGAUUAUACUUAGUAUAGUUGUCAUUGUACUUGUUAAAUGCUUCCAAGUACUGACCUCCCUGUUAAUAUAUUAUUGGCCCAAAUAGCCUUUGUAUAUUAAUAAUAGUUGACAACCUAUUCAGCAACCCACUACUCUUACUCCAGUUACCGAACUUGUUUUGUACCAAGUCUAUUUCUCCCGUUUGAAUUUGAACUCAAAUAAGUGAGAUCAAAUAAGUGAGGUGUGUGAUUGUGUUGUCCCUUGCACCGUCCAAUCACUUGAGCUAAUAAGCCAAAUCUUCUUUAUUAUGAGACUUCCCUGCAUCCUACUUCAUGUGCUAUUGUUCUCUACCGACAGUUGCUCCUUCCUUGCUCUAGCUGUAUAUAUCCACCACCUCUUGAAGCUUUUUGAGAUAGACUGUGAGAACUCCUUCUUUGUGAAGCUGAGUGAGAGGAGUGUUGAGAAGGUAGAAUAGGUUGUUGCUCCCUUAGCCUUGGUGUGCACAAGGAGACUACCGGAAACCGAUCUCCGGCGACCUGAGCCGAAUCCGGCAAGACAGAAACGGAUCCACAACAGUGGUAUCAGAGCCAAGGGCUGUCUCCGCCGUCGAUUUCGCUGAAUUCCUACGUACGCCGCCGUCCGCCGUCCGCUCGCCGCCGUCCGCCGCUCGCCGCCGUCCGCCACCGUCCGCCGCCGGUUGAAGCUAUUGGAAGAACCGCCGCAUCUGGACCGUUGUUUUCCGUUGCCUUUCUCAGACGAUUUAGAGUCUUGGAAGACCCCGUCGCCGGAAGUCAGUCGCCCGGCGCUGAUAGAUUCCCACAGACAGAGGAGUUCUUCCGUCGCUCUUCGUUCACCACUGCAUCUGCUGCUGGGACCUGCUCGGUGGUUGCUGCUUAUCGUUAGCCACCACCUAGGAGCUGUUGAUUUCCGUUCGUUGUUGGUCCUUAGGAGCCGUCGCCUGGAAGUUCGCCGCCGCAGGGAUCUGCUCGACGGAAGUUGAAACCGGAAUCCACCAUCGCCGCCUUGCCGGAAGCUGUUCACCGAAGGUCACUCAUCGCUGUCUGGUGUUGUUCGUCGCUGCUCUUUCUUCUCUCGCGCAGAAGUUGAAGACGAAGGAUGCUGGUUGUUUCCGUAUCUGGAGGGACGAAAGCUUGGGCCCCUGUUUUACUGUAGCUUGGCCAUAAAUCUUGAGCAGAGGUUUCUUGCGUAGAAGGAACGCAGUUAACAAACCCUUGAGCUGGAUUUCAUUUGGAGCUGGACGUAGGCAGGCCUUUGGACUGGACUUGAAGGUGUACUUGGGCUGGACAACUCUCUUCAAAAGUUGCUGGACGAACUUGGACUUUGGAGUAUGGCGGAUGCCUAGGAUUUGGUCAAAAUUCAGUCAACUGUCCAUCAACCAUUCCAAAAUCCCUUUGUGGGUGGGUAAGGACCAAACACUCUCCUAGUGUUUGGCUACUGUAAGUUUUCUUUAAAUGAAAUUUCAUUUACUGUUUUUCAUUUAAUUUAAACUGUUAAAAUUUAUUGUUGAUUUAAUACUUGCUAGAAUUAUAUUUAUUUGUGCUAUUGUUUAGCCCUAUAAAUAUAGAACUGUUUUUCUAGCUAUAGUUGCAUAUUUUUAUUUUUACUUUUGUGUGUUAAUUUUCUGUGUGAAAAUGUCUUCAUUUAAUCAGUACGGAAUGGCUCCAUUUAAUGGAAAAACUGAUUUUAGCAUAUGGAAACAGAAAAUAAAAUGCAUAUUAGUUCAACAAAAAUCAUAUAGGGCAAUUAGUCAAACCUAUUUGACUUCCGAUACGGAAGAGAAAAAGGCAGAAAUGAAUGAAAGUGCGUGUUCUAUAAUUUACUUGAACUUAUCUGAUUGUGUGCUCAGAAAAGUAGGAAUUUUAGAAUCUGCCAAAUCUUUGUGGGAUAAACUUGAAGAGCUUUAUACUGAAACCUCUCUACCGAGUAGAAUGUUCUUACUUGAAAAAUUUUUCAAAUUUAGACUUGACAUGUCUAAAGAUAUUGAAGAAAAUCUUGAUGUUUUCACAAAACUUAUUUCCGAUAUUAAGUUGUCCGGUGACAAACACAUAGAUGAUUAUACUCCCAUUGCUUUAUUGAAUGCCAUACCUGAUUCUUAUAGUGAUGUUAAAUCUGCCAUUAAAUAUGGUAGAGAUAAUAUAACGCUAGAUAUUGUUGUUAAUGGUCUCAAAAGCAAAGAGUUAGAUUUAAAGCAAUCUAGGGGAAGUAAGAAUUCGGGUGAGGUGAUGCAUGUUAGGGGUAGACCUCAGAAUAGGUCUCAUAACCAAAAAUAUGCUAGUAAUGGAGAAUCAAGCUUUAGGAAGAAUUCUGCGAAUAGGAAGGGUAGAUCUAAGUCUAGAUCUAAGGCCAGAAAAUGCUAUAAUUGCCAUGAAUUUGGUCACUUCAUUAAGGACUGUCCUAAGCCUAAGAAAAAUCAGCAUAAUGAACAUGCUAAUGUGGCUUUUGGUGAAGAAAAAUUGGGUGAUAUUUUUAUGGUUAAUAAUCUUUGUGAUCAUGCAUGUGUUAAUUCUGUGCUUUCUAAUUCCCUAUGUGAAUCUGAUUGGUUAGUUGAUUCCGGUUGUACUUUUCAUAUGACUCCCUUUGAAAAUCUUUUUUCAAAUUAUAAGAAAAUUGAAAAUGGCUAUGUGUCUAUGGCUAAUGAAAAGAAAUGCAACGUUUUAGGAACUGGUGAUGUAUGCCUUAGAUUUUCUUCUGGCUCUGUGUUCACUUUGAAAGAUGUUAGGCAUGUUCCUGAUUUACGUUAUAAUUUGCUUUCAUGUGCAUCCCUUGAAAAUGAAGGUUUUGAGGGAAAAUGGGGGAAAGGGGUUAUGAAAAUCAUGAAAGGAUCUCUUGUUAUUUUUACUGCUGAAAAGAAAAAUAACUUGUAUGUGUGUCAAGCUGAACCUGUACCUGAUUAUGUGUACUCUGUGAUAGGUGAUAAAUCUAUUUUAUGGCAUAAUAGAUUAGGUCACAUGAGUAAUAAGGGAUUAGAUAUUUUGCAUAAAAAUGGUCACUUUGGUAGUGAUAAAUUAUCUCCUAUUGAAUUUUGUGAAUCAUGCGUGUUAGGAAAACAACAUAGGGUUAGCUUCCCUAUUUCUACUUUUCCUAAUCAAUCUAAGUGUGUUGACAUACUUGAGUAUUUGCAUGCUGAUGUGUGGGGUCCCUCUAGUGUUCCUACGCAAGGAGGGAAUCAAUAUUUUCUUUCCAUUAUUGAUGAUUAUUCUAGGAAAGUUUGGGUUUUGCUCAUGAAACAAAAAUCUGAAGUUUUUGAAAAAUUUAAAAACUGGAAAAUCAUGAUAGAAAACCAAACAGGAAAGAAAAUUAAAGCCCUUAGGACAGACAAUGGACUUGAGUUUUGUAAUAAACAAAUGAAUGAUUUGUGUGCUACUUGGGGUAUAAAAAGACAUAAAUCUGUUCCUUACACACCCCAACAGAAUGGGGUUGCUGAAAGGAUGAAUAGAUCUCUCUUAGAGAGGGUGCGGGCCAUGUUGGCCACAUCUGGGCUCUCUAAGAAAUUUUGGGGGGAAACGCUUAAUACCGCUGCUUAUUUAAUUAAUAGGUCCCCGUCUGUCCCCUUAGGAGGGAAGUGCCCAGAAUCUGUUUUCACGGGCAAGAAGCUUGAUUUGACGAACUUAAGAGUGUUUGGAUGUGCGGGUUAUGUGCAUCAAAAGAUUGAUAAACUGGAACCUAGAUCUAAGAAGUGUGUUUUCUUAGGGUACCCAGAAGGGGUAAAGGGUUAUAGGCUUUGGGAUAGGAGUGAACCAGGGUUUAAAGUAGUUAUAAGUAGAGAUGUCAUUUUUAAUGAAAAUGAAUUUCCUUGUUUGACUUUACCUGUGCAUGUUCCUCAUAAUGAUGCUCCUAAUGAGGUGGAGCAAGUGCCUGUUAAAUUUCAAUCUGAAUUUUCUGCUAAAAAUGAUUUGCAUGAAAAUGUUCUUGAAAAUCAAGGUGAGAGUACUUCGAAUGAGGUGGAGCAUGAUAUUCAUGAUGAGAAUGAUUUUUCUGAAAAUGAUGAUUUGCAUGACUAUCAACUUGCUAGGGAUAGAGAUAGAAGGGUUAUUAGGAAACCAGAAAGAUAUAGGGAUUGCAAUUUGAUUAAUUGUGAUAUAUCUGAGUUUGCCUUUAACAUAUUUGAAUCCCUUGAAUGCAAUGAACCUAGGACUUUUAAAGAGGCUUUAAAGUCUAAAUAUUCCAAAGAGUGGAUUAGUGCUAUGAAUAGUGAAAUGGAAUCCCUUAAAAUUAACCAAACUUGGAAACUUGUUUCUAGACCCGCUAAUUGUUCCUUAGUGGAUUGUAAGUGGCUAUUUAAGGUUAAGCAAGAAUCUGAAAAUGUGAGGUUUAAAGCUAGAUUAGUAGCUAAGGGAUUUACUCAAAAGGAGGGAAUUGAUUAUGCUGAAAUUUUUGCUCCUGUUGUCAAGUUCACCACCAUUAGAAUUAUACUUGCUUUAGUUGCUCAUUUUAAUUGGGAAUUAAAACAGAUGGAUGUAACUACUGCUUUUUUGCAUGGUGAUCUUGAUAAGAAUAUUUAUAUGCACCAACCUGAGGGUUUUGUUGACCCUAAAUUGCCUGACCACGUGUGUUUGUUGAAAAAAGCUUUGUAUGGUUUAAAACAAUCACCUAGGCAAUGGAAUAUUAAAUUUGACAAGUGCAUGCAAUCUUUAAAAUUUUCUAAGAGCUCCGCCGAUCAUUGUUUGUAUUAUAAAAAUAUUGACUCCGCGCCUAUAUUUUUAUUACUCUAUGUGGACGACAUGUUAAUUGUUAGUCCUUGUUUGAAGUCUAUUGAGCAUGUCCAAAAAUCUCUUUGUGAAAACUUUGACAUGAAAGACUUAGGUGAUGCUAGGAAAAUUUUAGGCAUAAGCAUUAUCAGGGAUAGAAAGAAAUCUACUCUAGUGUUAAAUCAAAGAUCAUACAUUCAUAAGGUUUUGAGUAAAUUUUCUAUGUCUGAUGCUAAAUCUGUGAAUGUGCCUCUUGCUUCUCAUUUUGUGUUAAGUAAGGAUCAGUCCCCCAAGACUGAAACUGAAAUGAAUGAAAUGAAAAAUGUGCCUUAUUCGAAUGCUAUAGGAUCUGUCAUGUAUCUCAUGGUUAGUACUAGGCCCGACAUUGCAUAUGCGGUUAGUUGUUUGAGUAGAUACAUGUCUAAUCCUGGAAUGCCUCAUUGGAAUGCUUUGAAAUGGCUUUUAAGGUAUUUGAAAUAUUCUAUGGAUGUUGGUUUGACUUUUUCUAAGUGCUCUGAAGGUGUUAAAUUAAUUGGCUAUGUUGAUUCCAAUUAUGCUAAUGAUAGAGAUAAUAGAAAGUCUACAACUUCUUAUGUGUUUACUUUGUGUGGCUCUUGUGUAAGUUGGAAAUCCCAACUUCAACCUAUUGUUGCUCUAUCUACUACUGAGUCUGAGUAUGUAGCUGCCACAGAAGCUUUCAAAGAAGCUAUUUGGCUUAGAGGUCUUUUGCAUGAAAUUAAUUUUCUUGGCAAAAAUGUGAUCAUAUUUUCUGACAGUCAAUCUGCUAUUCAACUGUGUAAAAAUCCUGUUUUCCAUGAUAGGACUAAGCAUAUUGAUGUUAGAUUUCAUUAUAUUCGAGAUAUUGUUGAAAAGGGAAUUAUAAAAUUAGAGAAAAUUCCUUCAGAAUUUAAUCCUGCUGACAUGGGUACUAAAUGUUUACCUGUUGAAAAAUUUGUUUCGUGUCAAAAGAUUUUAAAUUUUGAUUUUGGAUGAUUUGUUCUGUGUUGCAUCGGUUUACUAUUAACGUACCUAGUGUUUGUUAAUAGUUUGGUGUUGGUGUCCCUUCGAACUCGAUGACCAUUAUGGUAGAGUAAAGUCCUUUAUGGACUCGGCAAGCUUGGUGUGUUGGCCCCUUUGUGAUCCGAGAAUACAUGGGGUAUUCUCUUAUAUUACUUGUAUAAUCUUUGCGAUAAUACUUGUAAUAAUUCGGCGAUGAUGAGUCCGCGGUUCCGUGAAUUGUCUCAGUGCACUACCUUAGGCCAAAGGUGGAGAUUGUUAAUAUAUUAUUGGCCCAAAUAGCCUUUGUAUAUUAAUAAUAGUUGACAACCUAUUCAGCAACCCACUACUCUUACUCCAGUUACCGAACUUGUUUUGUACCAAGUCUAUUUCUCCCGUUUGAAUUUGAACUCAAAUAAGUGAGAUCAAAUAAGUGAGGUGUGUGAUUGUGUUGUCCCUUGCACCGUCCAAUCACUUGAGCUAAUAAGCCAAAUCUUCUUUAUUAUGAGACUUCCCUGCAUCCUACUUCAUGUGCUAUUGUUCUCUACCGACAGUUGCUCCUUCCUUGCUCUAGCUGUAUAUAUCCACCACCUCUUGAAGCUUUUUGAGAUAGACUGUGAGAACUCCUUCUUUGUGAAGCUGAGUGAGAGGAGUGUUGAGAAGGUAGAAUAGGUUGUUGCUCCCUUAGCCUUGGUGUGCACAAGGAGACUACCGGAAACCGAUCUCCGGCGACCUGAGCCGAAUCCGGCAAGACAGAAACGGAUCCACAACACUCCCCUUCACGGGGGAGGCCACCUCACAGUUUCAGGUAGGGAGUAGAGCUUGCUACUACCGCUCGUUGCUUCGGGGAAUUCAAGGAGGAAGGCGGGGUUCGUACUUCUCCUGUUUCUGUUUUGAAAACAAUUUAAAUAAUGCUCAUGGAUAUUAUUUUGAAUAUUUAUUUGGGGGCUUGUAUGCCCGUGGUUGCCACGUGUGGCUUGAAUAUUUGUAAUUAUGUUUCCGCUGCUUAAUUAAAU
This is a messenger RNA of Cuscuta epithymum, 7685 nucleotides long. The record is from the annotation of a GenBank genome assembly. Lineage: Eukaryota; Viridiplantae; Streptophyta; Magnoliopsida; Solanales; Convolvulaceae.